CUUUGUGCCUGUCCUGGCCUCUGAUCUCUUCCCUGAAGGACAGCAGGGCUGAUUAAUGACCAGCCAGAUCUCCACAUCUUGCAUAUUGGGGUCUGCUGGCUCAUUGCAAUCUGAGCAUGUCACCUACAGUAUUCCUCCUCACCGUCUCUGGGCUGCUGCUUGCAUCUCCCACCGAUGCCCGGGGUUGGUUUAUGCCCAUUACUGACAGCUAUACUCAGCCAGGCUUCAACGCCAGCCAGUUUGCUGGGAAAUGGCACCUUAUUGCAAUAGCUGCCACUUGUGCUGAACUGAGCGAAAGCUACCGUAAAUCGGAUGGAGUGAGCAUAGUAGUAUCCGUCAACCAAACAACCCCUCAGGGCUCCCUGUUGGUUGACACCUACUACCCCAUGCAAAUGUUCUGUUGGAAUAUCAAGCAGAUCUACCUUCCUACCAAUGCUCCAGGGAAAUUCCUCUUGAAAGGUAGCAACCCCCCGAUGCAUGUCUUUGUUUCGGAAACUGAUUACAGCACCUACGCCAUCGUCUACUAUCAGUCGUUCAAAGGGGUUGCUGUGAAGAUUUAUGGACGAACCCGCAGGCUCGAUGAUAACAUCACAGAUAGAUUUGAUUUGGAAGCGCGUGAUUUGGGGCUGAGGGGACCGAAUGAGGUAUAUUACUGGCAUCGUUAUGGGUUCUGUCAGUCAGCUUUUCGGUUUCGCACCCUAGAUGAGACUGAUCUCCUUGAUGAAUCAUGAAGUAUAUGAAGCUAAGGAGCUGAUGCAGAGGGCUGCAUUGGAGGGAGCCAACCUGUGUCUGUUCUGACCUUGUCCCAUUGAGUACAAUGCUUUGUCUGUACCUGACCUGUCGUCUUUUUGGAAAUUCCCUGUCCCUUAUCCUUGAACUUUCUGUCCCUUGUUUCCCCAGUCUUGGCAUAUGAUUAAAUAAAUACAAUAAAAGCUGCUUUAUGAAAUGCAAA
Messenger RNA from Heteronotia binoei (common prickly gecko), 952 nucleotides. It is a transcript of the gene C8G, whose product is annotated as complement C8 gamma chain. The coding region runs from base 117 to 731 and encodes 204 amino acids. The transcript has 7 exons. The record is from RefSeq and is a predicted model, not a curated record. Lineage: Eukaryota; Metazoa; Chordata; Lepidosauria; Squamata; Gekkonidae. Gene Ontology annotation, cellular component: membrane attack complex. Gene Ontology annotation, biological process: complement activation.